AUGUCGGCCUCACCAGGGCAGACAUUCACAUCCCCCAACACCUUCUCAGACUCAUCAGAUAGCGACUACGUCCAUCUAUCACCCGUAUCUGGUCACACCAGUCAACAUCCAACGCCUCCUGAGCAUCGCGAGAAGGCGGCAGAUUCUGUCCAUGUCAGACGUCGCGCCAUCGACCAAACGACCGACAAUAGCGCUCGGCAGAGUGACUCUCAAAGUCUUUCCGUUUCGAGGAACCUCGAUCUUGCCACUUUGAUUUCUGGCUUCUAUCGCAUACUUGACCUCAUUCAAGAGAAAGCCAGUGAUGGUUUGGUCGAUAAGAUUAUCAUCGAGCAGGAGAGUCUUGGGAAAUUCAUCAACGACCUCCAUCUUGGCGCGUACACUUCAAUCACAAAAGUCGACUUCCGCGCGCUCGACACCCUUGAUGUCAAACCUGUCGGGGUAUACGGGAGCAAGACCUCAAUCGUCGAAUUCCUGAGACAGAAAGGUGCCGUCGACGACAAUGUCUCGACAGCUCUGUUGGAACCUCACCGCAAUGACCGGGAUCACCCCACACUGCGAUCUGGAAUUUACCUCUUCCGUCAUCAGUCAGGCUCCCGUGCAUUGGACGAAAUGUUCGUAAUAUAUUGGCCCGAAGAUUCUACUUGGGACGAUCAGGCCGCGUCUUCCCGCCAGAACAGAGUGAUGUUCAUGCGGUACUUGACCAAGCUCAGUGAUCAAGUAGUAUGUCUAAUGGCCGACGAACUCGCGAAGACGAUCGUUCGGCGUCGAAACUAUGAGGACAAUGACAGCGAUGGUCUUGACGAUGUCUCGAAGACGAAUGAACAGGACAAGGGCGUUACAUUCAAAAUUGGCUUCGAGAUUGCCGUGCCUCCAUCACCCACAGGGACCACAAUCACCCCACCCGAGUUCGAUGCGACCGCUUUGCGCCCGCGCCUUGUGAGGGGCGAGUGUUCUCAAGGCUUGCUCACUGCGGAAUAUGUGGGGUGUCAGCAGAUGUCCGUUGAUGAGGUGGACAAAAGUAUUAACGAAGUCAGAUUGAAAGAGCUACUGAAAAGAAAUUCCAUUCGACUCGAUGAAGACCUCAACUCCAAUGCUUUGCAGAUUCUACUACGCCUUGGUAUGAAGCACGGCUGUAAAGAUGCCGUGGCGGACUUUCAGAAGGCGGCAAAGCGCGUCCAAGACUCGGCCAAGGAGAAAGAGUCCCACGAAUUGGAUGAGAUGCUCGUACAGGUCAAAAACGACGAGCCGGACGUCUAUGACGCUGUUGCAGGAUUGCUCACCCGUGUCAUGACCUCCAAAUUCUCUUUAGUUGGUACUGUACAGUUCCUCGGCUCUCUCCGAGACGCCCCGGCACAGCGCUCGCUCGACCGCUCGCCCAUACCUCAGUCGCUAUUGUCCCCGACUGAGCUCGCACUCACACUGUGUGUCGUUAGGUACAGCAAUCUAGUCGCUAUUGUCCCCGACUGA
This is a messenger RNA of Epithele typhae, 1467 nucleotides long. RefSeq lists its product as uncharacterized. The record is from RefSeq and is a predicted model, not a curated record. Lineage: Eukaryota; Fungi; Basidiomycota; Agaricomycetes; Polyporales; Epitheliaceae. The transcript is spliced from 10 exons. The coding region runs from base 1 to 1467 and encodes 488 amino acids.